CUUUCCUGCAGUAUAAUUUAUUAGUGGAAAGUAUAUCAGUUGUUUUUCGUAUUGUAAUUAUUAAUUCCCCUGCAAAGCUAUGUCUAAUGAAGAGCGUUUGAGGAAGCUUCUAUCAGAUUUAGGUAAAGCUACAUUACGGGGAGUUCGUAAGUGUCCAAAAUGUGGCACGUACAAUGGAUCCCGUGGUUUGUGUUGUAAAAAUAAAUACUGCGAUGCAGUAUUUAAAGAACCUGGUGAAAGAAGGAAAUUAUCUACGGAAGCAUGUAAGCUGAUUACAGGGACAACUGCUCAAGUUUUUUCUGUUCGAGUGCGUGAUAAAGGUCCUGAUUAUCGUGGAUUUGUUCAGUUACCAUUAAUAAAUGCAACAAUUUCCAAUGAAAUGACAACACUUAUUUCACAAUCUACAGCACUAUGUUUUGUUGAUAGUUGUGAACGAAGUUUUGAUACCAGUGUCCUCAAGUGUCAUGAAAAGAAUCCAUCUGACAUGCUUGUUUCUACAUGUCAACACAUACAGGCAGCUUUAAGAUGUUAUGCAGAAGCACAACCAUUAACAUUAAGGAAUUCUAUUUUAUCAACUUUAAAUGUAAAUAAUGAAAUGAAACAAGAGAUAUGGUUACUAGCUACAGAAACAUCAGGACCUUUAGUACAACGUGUAUCUAAAAAUAUCAUGGCUGUAAAGUGUAAAGCUUCACCAAAACAUCCAUUGGGUUACCUUCAUUUUUCUCUCUUUAGUACGAAAUUGAAAGAUAGAAUUGAGCAUCGUUAUGUUUGUUCUUGUUCUGCUUUUAAGGGUGUGAUGAAAACAACUGAGGAGAACAUGGAUUUAGGACAAUCUUCACACAAUCAACAUUGUGUACAUUUUUAUGCAUGUAUAUGUGCAUUUGCUAGCGAUGAAAAGUUAUCAGAAGAGUUUAGUUAUUAUAUAAAUUUCGAUCAGACUGAUUUAAGUAUACCAAAACCAUUGACAACAAUGUUACAAAGUAAUGAACAGGAAAAAAUAAUUGGAAUUGAUCUCGAUGGAUUAACUACUGAUGAUACAGAUACACAUCUUCUAAUAUUUCGAGAUGAUACUUUAACAGUACAGAGUUUAGAUGGAAAUAGAUUGGACUUAGAUUCAAUGAAUUUGGAUUCUACAAUCUUACCACAUAGUAUUGUUGAAAAUAUUGAAGUAGAGUGUGACCGUACACUAUUAGAAAAUAAUAAUUUAAUAUCACAGGUACACAAUUUAGAAGUAAUUCAUCAAAACAAUGUGCAACUUGGAGGAAGCACAGUCAAAAUAUUGGAGGAUCAGACAGCUAUAGAUUCAAAAUAUAAUGUGCUUAAUAACAGUCAGUACAUCCUAAAUGAUAAUAAUAUAAAGAUAUUGAAUACUGGAACUUUGAAAGUUCUCGAUACAACUGCAAUUUUGGAUGUGAAUAAUAUGAAAUUAAUUGAUACUACUGUUUCAAACACCACUGGUGUGAAAGUAUUAAAUAAGAACGUACUGAUACAGUAUGAUGCUGGAAAUAUCUCAAAUACAGAAGGUGGUAGUUUACAGCAACCUUUUUCAACAAAGCGUAAAAGGGAUGAUAAACCAACAAGUACAAAUGCCACGAGUUUGAAUAAUUUAAAUUCUAUCGAACCACGAAAAGCAAAAACAAAAUCACAAAUUGUUAAAAAAUAUCACAAUCCUUGUGAAGAUUUAGACGAAGCCAACAUAAAUUUACCUUUCAUUAAAUGGUUAGCAUCUAUAACUGAAAGAAUAAACCAAACCAUGCACUUUCAAUUUGACGGAAAACCCGAUCCUCUAGUAUUUCAUGUACCACAAAUAUUUUUUGAUUGCUUACGUGAAAGGAUAUCUUGCGGUGGUAAAAAGAAACGAUUACCAAAUUCAACGACUGCGUUCGUCAGAAAAGAUGGUGUACCGUUAGGUACAUUUACAAAAUAUACCUGGCAAAUUACUAAUAUUCUACACGUCAAGAGUAUUUUCGAAACAUCGCUUAUUCCUUUAGAAAUAACAAGAAGUUUUGUACAAAAUGCAGAUGGUACAUAUGAGUUGUACAAACGGGAAGAAACGGAAAUUGAUCGAUACAAAAAAACUAACAACAAUGCAUUGAUUAAGCCUUUAGAAUUAAAAACGUAUUUAAAAGUUGGUAAUACAUCUCCAAAUCAAGUUGAACCAACGCCAUUUUUGAUAGAGUGGAUACCGGAUAUCUUACCAAUAUCAAAAAUUGGUGAACUUAGAAUUAGAUUUGAAUUUGGUCAUGUAAAAAAUGAAACAAGUCACAGAUGGAGGAAAGUAGCCUUGUUAAAAAACUGUUAA
Molecule: messenger RNA, 2302 nt
Organism: Dufourea novaeangliae
Lineage: Eukaryota; Metazoa; Arthropoda; Insecta; Hymenoptera; Halictidae
Exons: 7
Coding region: 80-2302 (740 amino acids)
Cellular component (GO): nucleus
Source: RefSeq, a predicted model, not a curated record